AUGCCGGAACUCAACGUGCUCAGAGGUUUGCUUACGGGUCUGCUUUUGACGGCAAGCACCCUCGCCGUUCCCGUCAAGCCUGCCUCCAGCCACGAUAAUACUCCCACUCAUCCAGGGGCAACAUGCGCCACGUUCACUGUGCCCGUGAGCGUCAGCCUCAACAACUCGAUCUUCUCCGGUCCGCGUGUUGAUAACAACAUCGAUGCGGUCAACUUUGUCUGGGACGCAGAUGCAUGGGACCACCCUGCUGGUCCGGCUCGGAUCGUAGGUAGCGUGUUGGUCCAAGAAAUCUACAAUGUCGAGGCCCAACUGUGCGUUCCGUUGGCCAGUGCAGGAAACAAAAGAGAGAUUUUGCAGGUUGCCACCCAUGGAGGUGUUUUUGAUAAGAGAUACUGGGAUUCGACGUUCGAGCCAGACAACUACUCUUUUGUGCGCGGUCAGCUAAGCGCAGGCUAUUCGAUCUUGACCUACGAUCGCCUCGGUGUCGGCGGAUCUGACAAACCAGACGGCUAUACUCAUGUCACCAUUCCAACCCAUAUCGAAGUCCUGAAGGAUCUGUCAUCCCAGAUCCGUAGUGGAAAGUUCGCGGAAUUGGCGAAGCUGUAUAUGAAACCUGAGGAGGUGCCGAUGUUCUCGAAGAUCGUGCACAUAGGCCACUCGCUCGGCUCUGCCACGACCAUUGGAUUCCUCGGUCGUUACGGAGACCUCGGUCUCAGCGACGGCACCAUCCUUACCGGUUGGAUCAUUGCCAACACUACGCCGUUUGGUCAGGCUGGCUUCGGCUGGGAGUACGGACCGGAGCAUGACCCGGUCAAGUACGCUGGUGCAAGCAGCGGAUAUCUGAUCCCCGGAACUGUAGGCAACAUCCAACAAGGCUUCUUCAGCGACCAAGGACUGCUGGACCCGAAUGCGCUCCAGUUUGCCAACGAGAUCAAGGCCACUAGCACGGUUGGAGAGUUCCAAUCAGCCUACGUUGCUGCCUCUUCCUCGGUCCUAGGCUACUCAGGACCUCUGUUGUAUUUCCUCGCCGAGUAUGACAUGCUCAUCUGCCAUGGAGACUGCAAUAAUGCGUGGGAUCCGCAGACGGUGCAGCAAUUCGUCCCACACGCCUCUCCUAUGGACAUUCACAUCCAGCCCAAAACGGGACAUGGAAUCCCUCUUCACAAGAAUGCCACGGCAGGGUUCUCAGUCGUGGCCGACUGGUUGGGCCAGAAUGGUCUUUGA
Messenger RNA from Exophiala xenobiotica, 1224 nucleotides. RefSeq lists its product as uncharacterized. The transcript is spliced from 3 exons. Lineage: Eukaryota; Fungi; Ascomycota; Eurotiomycetes; Chaetothyriales; Herpotrichiellaceae. The record is from RefSeq and is a predicted model, not a curated record. Bases 1 to 1224 code for a protein of 407 amino acids.